CGUGGGCUUCGCGGUGACCUUUACCCUGGCCGAUAAGUUCACUUCGUACAUGAUCGGCAGGAUGGACAAGGCAGUCACGCAGCUCUUCCCUGGAGCCAGGCGUGCCGACUGCCGAGAGAUCACGGUCGAACCGCCACCAUGGCUACGCGAUUGCCCAUCUUCGCGGCUGUGCUGCUCGUGCUGCUUGGCGGAGCACUUCCCUAUCACACCGGCGCUCCGCAGGGCGCCUGCAACAACAUGGUGCCGGGACACGGUAGCCCUUCGGACUCCGCAACCGACUCCUACAGCCUGACGGCCCAAAAGCAACCCGACCAGAGCGUCAAAGUCACGCUCGCCGGCACCUUCAAGGGCUUCUUGAUCCAGGCGAGGAAGGCCGACGAUGUCGACAGCCUGGUGCCGGGAAAGUUCGUCCCCGAGGGCAACGCCAGCCGCACGGUUGACUGUGCGCAAGAGGACGGGACGGCGCUGACUCACAAGGACGGCGAGGUCAAGAGCCAGGUGACGGCCACGUGGAUACCGCCGGCCAACUGGGAAGGCCAGGUGGUUUUCCGUGCUACGGUGGUGCAAGAUUACGAGAAUUACGUGGAACGUGUCCUUUCGGCGCCCGUCUCGAUUCAAAAGUCGUCGCUCGAAGCAGACAAAAGAGGGGACGCGGUGAGCAGCACCACUCCGGCCACGAGCAGGGAGUACGCCGGCUGCGGCCAGACCAUGGGCUGCUUCGGCACCCCCAAGGGCUGCGUGUCCCGCGGCUCCUGCUCUCUGCUGCUCACGCACGUGGCCCGCGGCGACGGCGUCGACUUCGAGCUCACCGCGCCGGCGCGCCACGAGAACAUGUGGAUCGCCGCCGGCAUCUCCGAGACGCCCAGCAUGGACAUGGCCAGCGUCGUGGAGUGCCUCCGCAACAAAGGAGUGAUGUCGAUGCGCGAGUCUUGGAACAGUGACGGCAAGAAGAACAUGCUGAUUGUCAACCAAACUCCUGGUCUGACGUUCUUAAAGCGAGACUACAGCGACGGAAUGCUUCGGUGCUCUUGGCACCGCGCUCAUGUCACCAGCGUGCAGAAGACCACGUUCAACACCGCGACCAACAGCUACUACUUGCUCUUGGCAGCCGGCCAGUUUGAAGGAAACACCGACGUUAAGAAAGAACACUACGAACGGGAUUACACCAAGACUCCUGUUAACUUGAAGGCCAUGCAGGUCGCUCUCGGCGGAGCUGGCUCCGACAUUUUCAUCAAGCUUCACGGCUCCUUGAUGAUUGUCGCCUGGGUGCUUUUCGUGAGUGUCGGCAUCCUCCUCGCCAGGCACUACAAGAACGUCUGGGAGGCCACCACCAUAUGCGGAGUCAAGCCGUGGUUUGCUUUCCACCGAGUGCUCAUGAUGCUAGCGGUGGCCAUGAUGAUCGCAGCCCUCGUGUUAAUCUUCUACAAGGUCGGCCAGUGGAGCGUUACUGAAAAUCCGCAUCCAAUCUUGGGCAUUGUGUGCUCAGUUUUAGGAAUCUUGCAGCCCAUCAUGGCGCUCUUCCGAUGCCACCCCCACGAAGAAAACCGAUAUAUCUUCAACUGGGCUCACUGGUUCAAUGGCAACGCUGGCCAGAUAGUUGCAGUGGCCACCAUAUUCUUUGCCGCGGGCCUGGAGAAGGCGCAGCUCAAGGGCGCCGACUGGUUCGUCUACAUACUGGCAGCCUUCGUCGGCUUCCACGUCCUGGUGCACAUUGUGAUGCAGCUCCACUCUGCGCUCAUGUCCAAGAAAGACGUGGAAGAGCUCGGUAUACUCUCGCUGACCCGCCUUGGUGGCAUAGUGGCUAACACUUAUUUCUCUACUAAAAAGGUUUCCAAUGACAUAAAGAUGCAAGACAGGACGCCCGGAAAUGGCGUGCACGCUGUGGAGCCAGGGCUUGAUAUGCAACCGCCAGCGACGGAUGCACCGGGAGGCGGCUUCAGACGCUUCAUGCUCGGUAUCUACCUCGUCGUGGCCAUACUCGUCGUGGCGGCUUUGGUCUCUACCAUCUGGUUCGCCUCGGCGCCUUGACGAUGACGUCGUGAUAACGGCCUCGUGGAGUGAUAAGAAACGUGGUUGCGCCACCGUGACGUCGUGUCUCAGUGCGGACGCCCCCCUACCGAGUGAAUCCUCGGCGAAAAACGUCAAGGUGUCAAAGAAGAUGGACUCACCCGACCGAUCUGUGGUCUGUUCGUUUACGGACCAACUAGUUGGAUAGUUAUCUACUGAGUAGACGCUAUCUCCUUAUCGCCGUUCACUGGCUGUGCCUUCACCGGCCAAAUGCGACGUCGGUCGGGCGGGCCUCGAAGACAGUGCGAAACAAAGCCGAAACGUUGUUCAUUCAUCUUGACGGGUCGACGAACCGGCGUAGCGUCGUGUCAAGAAGCACACGCAAGAGCCCCAACGCCUGCCUGUUUUUGGACAUGAAUAGUGCCAAUGCUUCGUUCGAAGGAAGCUCUUCUCAUGGGUGUGCAUUUGUCGUUUCGACGACUUCUGAACAGUUUUGUUGUGCCGUCGGUCUACGUUGUCCGGUGUGUGUUAUCGCGUUUUUCCUUUUAACCAAGUACGUGUUGUUCGAGUGAGCGAAGCCACCUAUACAUACGUUCGCUUAUCGAACAAGCUGACGCUUUCGUGCUUUCUUAGCGUUUAGAUUUAUAUACGCGAUGAGUUUGCUGUGUCAUAAUUUUUUUUACUCGGAUGACUUGAUGUUUUCGACGCCUUGUUAAAGGCGUAAGAGCGGCAUGUUUAAUUUUUUUUUCGCUUCUACCUCAUAUGAAAAGUCUAUAGGCAUAGUAUCUUAGCCAGCUUAACAAUAAUAUAGGCCGUAAUUUACAUUAGUGAGCUUUGCUUCACAGCUAUCAGAUGGCGCCACGCAUAGAGUACUGUACAUAGGGAAGUAAACUUCUCCGAGACCUAUGUCAAUGCAGAUCGUGAUGUAAAUAAGCGAGUAAUAUAUUGUGUUAAUAAAUAGUUGUUUUCUUUUUU
Messenger RNA from Dermacentor silvarum, 2982 nucleotides. RefSeq names its product putative ferric-chelate reductase 1 homolog. Gene Ontology annotation, molecular function: oxidoreductase activity, acting on metal ions. The record is from RefSeq and is a predicted model, not a curated record. NCBI's taxonomy places the organism in Eukaryota, Metazoa, Arthropoda, Arachnida, Ixodida, Ixodidae.